Molecule: messenger RNA, 1896 nt
Organism: Aspergillus piperis CBS 112811
Lineage: Eukaryota; Fungi; Ascomycota; Eurotiomycetes; Eurotiales; Aspergillaceae
Product: fungal specific transcription factor domain-containing protein
Exons: 5
Coding region: 1-1896 (631 amino acids)
Biological process (GO): DNA-templated transcription
Molecular function (GO): DNA binding; zinc ion binding
Source: RefSeq, a predicted model, not a curated record
AUGGACCGCCGGAAACGCGAGAGUCGGUCAUAUGUUGAACAGCUAGAGAAGCGAAUUGAAAAAAUGCAGGAGCAAUUGGAGAGUUUGACUAGAUCUGGAACUCAAAUCCAGCGAGGCGUGGAGAAUACCCGACGUUCAACUUCGCCGGGCUCGUCAGUCGAGAGCAAUACUAAUUACGGGGAUCCAGAAGACCCGACAGACGGAGACAAUAUUCCUGAAAUGCCUCAGGUACCAUCUGAUAAGGGUCCUCACCCUCCCGUUGAGAACGAUCAAUCUAUUGUCAUCGACGCACAGGACGGGAAAAUGCGCUAUUUUGGGGCUUCGUCUGCAUUUUCUGCACUAACAAAUGCCGAAUUAAAUGGGCUAGAGGCACAGCCGGAUAUUGGGGUCUGGCGACGCGCACCUCAAAGAAGUGCUAACCCAUGGCAACUUUCAAGCUGGAUUCCUCAAAUUCUUCGAGAUGGCCUUGAACGGCGCAUUUUCGAACCUCUACCAUGUAAGGACACAACUGUCCAACUAGCGCGAGAGUACUUUGCAACCUUUAACCAAGCACUUCCUCUUCUUGAGGAGGCCUCGUUCAUGAAGUCCGUCGACAGACAAUACUCAUGGAAUCCCGAUAAUAGUGCGUCAUGGUGGAUCUCUCUCAACAUUGCUCUGGCCAUAUCAUACAGAGAAAGGGCGCAUGCAUCUUCUGAUGCUAGUGACAACUGGAAAAAGUCGUUGGGACAUGUUAAGAAUGCCUUGAACGCUGUCGUUGACGUCUUCCUCCAAAACACUGACAUUGCCGCCGUGCAGGGCCUCUUAGGUCUGGCGCUUUAUUUUCAGGGUACACCUAACCCACAAGCCCUACUUAUGUUUGCGGCAGCAGCAAUGCGUCUGGCCCAGUCAAUAGGACUGCAUAGAGAAAAUGGCUCUGGAGCUUCACCCGAGGCGGAGCACAGGCGAAGGGUGUACUGGAUCGCUUUCAUACUUGACUCGGACAUUUCCAUCCGGGUGGGCCGCCCGCCGGUCCAGGAUCUCGAAGACUAUGAUACACAUUUACCGACAGAGAAUCCACCUGACGGCAGGGGCGUACUAACGAUUGACGGUACUAGAAUGAAUUACUUCCGUCUCCUUGCUCAACUAGCGCAGAUUCAGCGGCUUGUUUAUAGGAAGCUUUACACGGUGACUGUGUGUGUGUUUCAAGCAAACGCUAUCGAGCGGUCUAGGCAGGGAACGGAUGAGGGUAUUGCGCCAAUUGUUUCACGCUCACUCGACGCAGCACGUUCUGCAUUGGAUCUACUAUCACAUGUACCUUCGCUUGGCUCUACCUACAAGUGGAACAUCAUUUACUUUCCAGCGGCAGCAUGUGUGCCUCUUGCCUUAAGGAUACUCGCACAACCUGCACAUUCAGAUGCUGGGGACGAUCUUUCAGUGGUCCAGGAUGUCAUUAAAUUUCUCACAUGUACUUCUUCCGAGGAGCCUAAUACAUACGUCGACUUUGUAUUGGGCAUGUGCUCUGACUUAGAGCGUUCUGCUAGGAGGGCCUUCUUGACGGCGCAACCUGCCCGCAACCACCAUCCAGCAGUUAUACAGAACAACGAAAAUGACAGGCCUAGUAUAUCUAGCCUUGGGAUCAAUCAAACCUCAGCCCCUAAUAUUUCCGACGCGUUACCGACUCCUUUUGGUAGCGCUUCUGCGGCAAAUAUGGGAAGCGCUCAGUUUACGAAUGUAACGCCACAGGGGCCCUACCCAGAUAUUGGUUUUCUGGGGCCUUUCAACGACGUUGAUCAGGCCGCUAACUGGCAGUGGUCCCUACCACCAUUUUGGAACUGGCAGGAUCUUCUUUCAGGUGCGCCUUCGUUUCCGGUCGUUCCGGGAGUGGAUGUACCUGAGGCCAAUAUGCCAGAUACUUGA